GGCCACGUAUCUCACAUGAAGCGGAGAGUAUUUUCCCACGAGUAAAAGCCCAAGCCAUGCCCAACUACAACCCCACCUUCAGCUACGUGGUUGUACGGACGACGAGUUUCAGAUAGAAUCUACAGAAUGAGAGCGUUGUACGGCGCGUGCACAUCUGCUCUCCUUACCACCACCGUCACGCGCCAAUCGAGUCUCUUUAGCGCGAGUAAACUGCAGCCGUGUCAGCGGCUUAGAGGAGGAGCUAUUAGUGCCAAGGGUGGAAUGGCAGUUGCGACGGCGGAUGACCAGCGGUUGAAGAAAGGAAUAGCGGAGUUCUACGACGAAUCAUCUGGAGUUUGGGAGAAUAUAUGGGGAGAACACAUGCAUCACGGCUUCUACGACCCCGACGCCGUCGUACAGAUCUCCGACCACCGAUCUGCUCAGAUCCGUAUGAUUGAACAAGCACUCCAUUUCGCCUCUGUUCCCGAGGACUCCCAGAAGAAACCUAGGAGCAUAGUUGAUGUUGGAUGUGGCAUUGGAGGUAGCUCAAGGUACCUAUCAAGAAAAUACGGGGCAGAAUGUUAUGGCAUCACCCUCAGCCCUGUACAAGCCAAGAGAGCCAAUGAUCUUGCUGCUGCCAAAGGAUUGGCCAACAAGGUCUCAUUUGAAGUUGCAGAUGCUUUAAACCAGCCAUUUCCUGAUGGAAAGUUUGACCUGGUUUGGUCAAUGGAGAGCGGAGAGCAUAUGCCUGACAAACUAAAGUUUGUUAGUGAGUUGGCUCGUGUAGCUGCGCCAGGUGGCACCAUAAUUAUAGUGACAUGGUGCCACAGGGACCUUUCCCCUAGUGAAGAAUCCCUACGACCAGAUGAAAAAAGGCUUUUGGACAAGAUUUGUGAUGCAUUUUAUCUUCCUGCUUGGUGUUCUACUUCUGAUUAUGUAAACUUAUUGGAAUCCCUUUCACUUCAGGAUAUAAAAUCAGCUGACUGGUCGGAGAAUGUUGCCCCAUUUUGGCCAGCUGUGAUAAGGUCUGCAUUGACAUGGGAAGGUCUAACUUCAUUGCUACAAAGUGGAUGGAAGACUAUAAGAGGGGCAUUAGUGAUGCCGUUGAUGAUUGAAGGAUUCAACAAGGGUGUGAUUAAAUUCUCGAUUAUUACAUGUAGAAAGCCUGAAUAAGUAAGUAUAUGUAUGUAUUCCUAGACUCUUACUGUUUGUGCCACAUUGGUACCUAAGAUAAGAUACACAUGAAAUUCAAAAGAGAUUCUUGAAUGAAAAAAAGUAAAAUUAUAUCUCC
Lactuca virosa is the source of this 1270-nucleotide messenger RNA. The record is from the annotation of a GenBank genome assembly. NCBI's taxonomy places the organism in Eukaryota, Viridiplantae, Streptophyta, Magnoliopsida, Asterales, Asteraceae.